Messenger RNA from Solanum dulcamara, 2223 nucleotides. RefSeq lists its product as uncharacterized. The transcript is spliced from 16 exons. Lineage: Eukaryota; Viridiplantae; Streptophyta; Magnoliopsida; Solanales; Solanaceae. The coding region runs from base 247 to 1842 and encodes 531 amino acids. The record is from RefSeq and is a predicted model, not a curated record.
UUCUCGAAAUACACAAAACAAAUCUCCUUUUUUAAUACUCAGUGGUUUGUAGGGUUUCAGAUGUUUUCUUUCUAAAACUUGUUUUCCUUAAAACCUUUUUGCCGCCGAUUCCUUACGAAUCUCUGUUUUUUUCUUCUGAUUUUUGCGGGUUUUGUUGUAUUCACGUUGAGGUUCAGUAAGAUCUGUUUGUUUUAAACUUUCUUCAGUUUUUUUUUUUGAAUUUUUCGACCGUUGAGUUCGCCGGAGAUGUCGGAGGUAGAAGAAAAGGAGGAAGUGGUGGUAGUGAAAGGUGGGGAGUUGUUGUUUUGUGGAUGUACUAGUUGGGAUUCCGUUGGUCGCCGGAAAGGUUUGCAGGAAGGGAAUUUGGUGUCGCCGACGAGGCUUCGUCCGCUUGUUGGUGUCGACAUUUGUUUUGUUGCAGCUGGUUGCGUUUCUUGUCACUGUGUAGCACUAGAUACUGAAGGCCGUUGUUAUACAUGGGGAAGGAAUGAGAAAGGGCAGCUUGGUCAUGGAGAUAAAAUAACACGUGAUAGACCAACUGUUGUUUCAGAACUAUCUAAGUAUAAAAUCAUUAGAGCUGCAGCUGGAAGGAGCCACACAGUGGUAGUUACGGAUGACGGACAGUCCUUUGCUUUUGGUUGGAAUAAACACGGACAGCUCGGUAUAGGCUCUGUAAAAAAUGAAACCGAAUUAUCUCCAAUCCGGUGUGCUGUUACUGAAGUCAACGCUACUGCAUGUGGGGCUGACUUUACUGUGUGGCUAACCUCAGUUGAAGGAGCUUCUAUAUUAACUGCUGGUCUGCCUCAGUAUGGUCAGCUCGGUCAUGGGACUGACAAUGAGUAUAAUACCAAAGAUAGCUCUGUACGGCUAGCUUAUGAAGCUCAACCCCGACCUAGACCGAUAGCUGCCUUUUCUGGAGAGACUAUAGUCAAAGUAGCUUGUGGAACAAAUCACACAGUUGCAGUGGAUAAGAAUGGAUAUGUUUACACGUGGGGAUUUGGCGGAUAUGGGAGGCUUGGUCAUAGAGAACAGAAAGAUGAGUUUACUCCUCGACGAGUUGAUGUUUUUACGCGGCAGAAUGUCUUGCCUCCAGAUGCAGUAGUUUCAGCAGGUUCUGUCAACUCAGCGUGUACUGCCGGAGGAGGGCAGCUUUACAUGUGGGGCAAAAUAAAGACCACCGGAGAUGAUUCGAUGUAUCCUAAACCUCUUCUGGAUUUGAGUGGGUGGAACCUACGAUGUAUGGAUUCUGGCAAUAUGCAUCACUUUGUUGGUGCUGAUUCCUCUUGCAUAAGUUGGGGCCAUGCGCAGUCUGGGGAGCUGGGUUAUGGACCAAAUGGACAAAAAUCUUCUGCAGUUCCUAAGAAGGUAGACAUUUUAGAUGGCAUGCAUGUUAUCAGUGUUGCUUGUGGGUUUGCCCACUCCAUGGUUGUUGUUGAUAGGACAAAUGUUGAGGAUCAACUUGAGCAGCUUGAUGUAUAUGAUGGCAAGGCUUCUGAGGAAGCAGGGGCAGAACCAGUGAGUGAAUCUCCAGUUUCUCAAAAAGCUCCCAGAAAGGCAUCUGCUAAGGCGCCUGCAAAGUUAAAUAAAAGGAAGAAGUCAAAAGAGUCAUCUGAAUCUGAAGAUGAGGAGGAAAAUAGUGAUGAUGAGAGUGAUGACUAUGAGGAACAAUCUAAUGGGCGGGCUAAGUCUUCUGGCAGGGGUCGAGGAAAGGCUGCUGGCAAAGCUACAGCAGCUAAAAAGGGCGCUGGUCGUGGGAGGGGUCGGCCUCCAUCAGCAAAUAAAAGCUCCCAGCCUGAAGCGAAAGUAUCAACGGGUAAAAGGGGAAGGCCGAAGAAAUCGUAAGAGUAAAGCUUUCCUGGUCAAACUCUAAGGCUUCUCAAUAUGAUGAUGGAAUGUAUCUUUAUUCUCCAUUGGCUAAUUAGUUGCACUUUAACAAGUAAUUCAUUUUCGUCAUUAAUACCAUUCAACAUUCUGAAAUUGUAACUCGUAUUGACGUAGAGCAUUGACCGAAAGACAGGCAUUUGUCCGAGUUUGUACCUGGUCAAGCUCGUUUUUGGUGAGGGGAGGAAACAAGGAAAAUCAAAGAGAAAACCUAUUCUGCCUGAGUGUCUGAUGUGUACUAUGUCUAUUUUUGUUGCUAAUUUACAGGUUGAGCAAUUUUGUGUUGCAACUGAAACAAUAUGUUCUGAAAAUCUAUGAUAAUUAGUAAUAUUGCUGUGUAAA